CUCAGCCAGCCCGCCGGACUGCGCUCUUCAGUACCGUGCUUGUUGAAUCGCGAGGGCUCACCGAAGAGAUCCCACCGCAGCGGACAUCCCGGCCGCGAAGACAGUCGGCCCUUGGUUAAGCACACGGCCCGAAGGCAUGAUGACGGCGAGAAGAGCCACCCACGCGGGCUCGUGGUACACCGAUGAUGAACGUGAGUUGUCAGGCCAGCUGGACAGCUUUCUUGCUGCCGUUCCUAGCAAGACUGCGUGUAUCGGCACCCAGUCUGCCAAGGAAGACCCCGUGGACAUUCCCGUCUCGAAUGCCAGGGCCAUCAUAGCACCGCACGCUGGCUACUCGUACUCGGGGCCUGCUGCGGCAUGGGCCUAUAAGGCGGUGGACUGGUCCAAUGUCAAGCGGGUGUUCCUGUUGGGCCCGUCCCAUCACUACUACCUCGAAACAUGUGCCCUGUCGCGAUGCACGACGUACGAGACGCCGCUGGGCGAUCUCAAGCUCGACAUGCCCACCAUCGCCGAGCUGGAGAAGACGGGCAAGUUCUCGCACAUGUCCCGAGCGGCCGACGAGGACGAGCAUAGCCUGGAGAUGCACCUGCCUUACAUCUACAAGAUGCUCUCUCGCAACUUUGCCUCGCCGGCCGACUUCCCACCGCUCAUUCCAAUCUUGGUUGGAUCAACGAACCGUGCGACUGAAAAGGCGUUUGGCGCUCUCCUUGCCCCUUACCUCGCUGACCCGUCCUCCAUCUUCAUUGCCUCCUCUGACUUCUGCCACUGGGGCUCCCGCUUCCGCUACACGUACUACCAGCCCGCGAGCGGACCCGCCGUGCACCUGAACUCAGCUAAGCGGCCCUCCGACCGCGCGAUUCAUGAGAGCAUAGCCGCGGUCGACAUGCAGUGCAUCGACGCGGUAGAGACCGGUGUGCACGACGAAUUCCUGCGUGUGCUGGAAGAGACGGGAAACACGGUCUGCGGAAGGCAUCCCAUCGGGGUCGUCAUGGCGGCCGUCGAGGUCCUGGAGAAGGAAGGCAAGGCCGAUCCGGCCAAGGUAUGUCCUUUCUGCUUUUUGCCUCCCGUUUCGUCUUCAGCGCCAUUUCCUUCAACCACAAACAUGCGGCUUCUUGAUGAGAACGUUUUGCUAAACACGUCACGCCACAGGGUCAAGGUCGAUUCAAGUUCGUGCGGUAUGAGCGCAGCAGUCUGGUCACAAGUCCGCGAGACAGCAGCGUGAGCUAUUGCAGCGCUUUCGCGGUAUUGUAGUCUAGUCUCCCAAGUAUCCUUCUCCACAACCAGCACGUGGGCGCCAUUCGUUUGCCAAGAGGCACAUCCACUACUCCAAACGUAGUAGAACAAAGCCGUCGUCCCUCUCCCAAAUCGUAGUGAUGCCUCCUUUGUGAUUGCACGAGGCAGUUAGAGGCGUGCUUACAUGCGCGGUGGAGAAUUAGCGCCGCCCGCGUUCUCUUAGUCGUGGCCCACAUGAGACUAUCUACCCGUAGCGCAUUUACCAUGUUCUUUU
Molecule: messenger RNA, 1507 nt
Organism: Verruconis gallopava
Lineage: Eukaryota; Fungi; Ascomycota; Dothideomycetes; Venturiales; Sympoventuriaceae
Product: AmmeMemoRadiSam system protein B
Exons: 5
Coding region: 137-1222 (361 amino acids)
Source: RefSeq, a predicted model, not a curated record